AGUCAGUGGAAUCGCACAGUCGUAUCAGUAGCGUAUUAUUAAAUUGAAGUAAUCUAUUUAAAGAGCCCUAGCCUAAGAAUCGGAGAAUAAGAACAAAUUAAUAUUUUCUCUUUUAAAAAAAAAAGUUUAGAGCUUUAGCUUUCCAUGAAAGUUUCAAUUAGCAUUCUCUCCAGAAACAUCCUUCGCGUACUUUUUCUCAAUCCAUCCUUUUAUUCCCUGAAAAAAAGUUUGGAGCAUGAAACAUAUAUUUUCAAUAUUUUAUUAUUUCGACAUUUGCAAAAAUUCAAUUAACGACUUUGCGUCUGCCUACAACAAAUUCAUUUUUUUCUUUCCAAAAUGUUUAUUAUUUAUCAAAGAGCGUUGUGUAUUUUAUUUUAAAAAAAUAUGUUAUUUAAAAAAAAAUUGUUAUUAUACAACAUCGAAAUACAAAUUUCUUUGUUAACCGAUUGAAUUAAAUCGUUAACCGUUUACAGAUUGAAACGUGUAAUUUCUACUUUAAUUUCUCUUUAAAAAUUUUCUUUUUUAUUUACAUGAAAAUAAAAAGAUUUUAAUUACUUUGUUAAUGGGCGGGGAGAAAUUCGUGGCUACGUCACUGCGACGCAGCGUCUAUCGCGUCUUUUUCGCGUCUCUCUUCACAUCGUUCGCAACAGUUCACGAUAGUGUACAGUAUGGAGUCUGGGUCAGCUUGGAUUUGGCUUCGACAUUCGUAAUUCGAUCUCGACUCACACGAAACAAGCAAGAGCGUAAAGAUCGUUCCGAUCUUCGGUGUCUUUUUAAAAAUUUUCACAUCGGCGGUGGCGAUUGCAUAACAAAAUUUCAAGCGAGAAUCGACAAGCUUUGGACACAUAAUCACGCCAAUCCAGAAACAAUGGAGCCCUUCGUCCAGCGUAUGUUGGAACGAGCUAAAGCCAGGAGAGAGAAACUGGAUGAAAAGUUGUCAAAUGCAGGACAUAAUGUUAAAAAAAGGCGGAGCCCUUUGAAAAAUGCUUUGUUAGAACAAACUACAGCAGUAACAAAUGAAAAUUCAGCUAAAUCACCAAUCCAAGCAGUUGCAGUUAGUGCACUUUCUCCUACCAAAUCUCCUAUAAGGAAUAUCACUUCACCAAAUAAUGAACAAGAAAACAAGGAGAAUAGUGAUUUUCAAAUUCAUAAUAUGCGAUCCAAGUUACACAGACUUGGAAAAUUAUAUUCUGAUGAUAACAAUCACGAAUUAAGUUCACCUAUACAUCGAACAGAAGAAAAAUUCACUGCAGAAGAAAGUAGCGACGAUGGUAAACCAGUUAAGAGAGGUGCUAGACUUGAUAGAUUAGCAGCUUUAGCUUCAACAAUUAAUAAUUGGGAGGAUGAUUUAUCUCAUCCAACUAUAACUAGUUCCAAGAUUAAACCUGGAAAUAGUAAAGCAGAAAAAAUACAAGCAAAGUUUAACGACCAAGUUAAAAAUGGAUUGGAGUCACAACCAAGCACAAGUGAAAGUAACAAAUGGAAGAGCAAAGAUUCAAGUCCUAUCAAACAAUUCAAAUGGGAUAAAAAUGUAUUAGAAAACUUGCAGGCAGAGAAGAAACAAAUUUUGCCUAUUAAGUCUGACGAUUCACCAAGAGGCAAGAAAACCGAAAGUGAUGCCAAUGUGAUUGCAAGUCCAGUUAACUCUUCUAGAAGCAACGAUAGUAAAGUUUCUAAUACUCCUGAAAAUAUUAAAAAUGCGAAUACUACUAGCAGUUCUCGAUUACCGUCGAGAACAGGAUUUAACGGUUCGCCAAAAACUUUGGUCCAACCAUCAGGUUCGGUGUUGAGUAAGGCAUCGAUAUUUGAAGCUAAGAACACAGAGACGAAGGCAAAAGAUCCCGCUCAAAUGUCGCUUGCCGAAAGAAUGGCGUUUUUCGAACGAAAUAAGGGAGAAGCAUUAAUACCUAAGGCACCGCUUACAAUGUCGAUACCGCCUAAGAAGUUACAAGAAAAAGAUAAGCAAGGAUCUAAUACGGAUUCAUCUUCAAUGAACAAUCGAAACGUCGAUAUUCCAAGCAGAACAGUUCUGGAGCAACGUGCGAUAUUUGAACAAGGCAACAAAGUAGAAGAAAUGGAAAAUCGCAUCUUACAAGCUACUUUUGUUGAGAGACAGCGUGAAUUAGGAAUGUUACGUUCCCGGUUUAAUACUAAUAAGGAGGUAGCUCGUGCCGCCGCUGGCUCUUGCAUUCGAACGAGCGAAAGUAGCGAAGGCAAAUCAUCGUCGCCAAAGAAUUCGCCUGUUUGUCCAGUGAAGCCAACUCCUGCCCCGGAUCAGAUUGUUCAGCCGCCGCCGCCACCACCAUUACCAGAAAUUAUAUCAUAUCAUUCUAAAUCUUCUCCAGUAAAAAGGCAAGUUGUUGGAAGCCCACCCAAAGUUCAACAUUUAAAUGCAACAUCCGACAUUAAACGUAUCCGCGUGUGUCCACCAAAACCAGGCUCUCUGUAUCCUAAUCUGUCGGAAAUAGAAAUUACUGAAAGCGAAAGUGACUCGGAAUAUACUGUCGAUAGUACCGAACCUGUAACAGCUACUUUCGAUGAGAAAACAGAAACGGAAACUGAGACGGAAACUGAAGCCGAUUAUUAUAUCCAACAUGAUGAAACUGAUCAAGAAAGUGAUAAGGAAAGCGUACAAAAUUCAUCUUUUGGGCGUAUGAGUUUUGGACGCAGUAUUUUGCACGAGUUCGAUGAACGUUCGUUAUUUAACAAAAAGAGAUGCAUAGAACCGGAUCCUGAUAGUAUUACGUCAGACAUUUCAGUAUUGGAUGAAAUGGAUCAAUAUUUGGAUGAAUGUCUUGAUGAAGAUAUUUAUCCAAAUAUUGAUCCAAUUCAUCGAGAAUUAAAUGAUGUGAAGGAGGAAGGUCCUACACCUCCUAAAAUAAAUAAAGGCGGUGAAAGUCCAUCGAUGGGGUGUAAUAGUUACAAAUAUCGUUCGCCUUUAAAAGAUUCGGAUAAACUAGAAGAUGGUGACAAGCGCGUACCAUUAGUACGCACGGUUAGUGCGUAUAGACGACAACAAUCUCAAUUGGCUAAAAUUAAUUCAGCAAGACACGAAACAGGAUCAGAUUCAGUUUUUGAUACAGAGAAACGCGAAGAUGAGUCCAUAUUGGUGCAAAUGAAAGUGAAAAAGUUAUUGGAUGAAGUUGUUGUAACACAACAGAAAAAGAUAGAAGAAGCUAGCAAAGCUCUGAAUUUGUGUCAUUCUACUGUCGAAUUUAACGGUUCUAGUGAGCACGUCGGAGGCGAAUGGGCUCUGCUUGUCGCUACUCACAAACGCCAAGCUGCAUUGAAUGAAGUACAGAGAUUGAAACGAGAAGGCACUUUAAGACCUGUUAAGGCAGGCUCGCCGGAAGUGCAGGGGAGUGGAUCAUUAACUAUUUCUGCUAUUACGUUACCGCUCAAGCAAGAAUAUUUCCGAAAUAUGGGCAUGAAUACAUAUCUUCAUUGUGUCUGCUUGAUGUAUUAUUUAGGGGAAGUUUUCGCUACUCAAGUAGCAACUGCUGAACCAGGCGAUUCGUGCAUCCGUUUUACUUCAAUGUUGAAACUUGAUAAUUUGCACAGUGAUUUCAAGAUUCUUGUUGAAGUAUAUACCUUUCAGACGCAACCAAAAUAUUUGCCACAUGAAAAAAAAUAUCAUAUCAGUCAUACUGUAAAAGCGGUCAAUAAGACACCAAAGAAAAAGAAUCAGUUUAUAAUGCCAGAAAUACAGAGUCCAGCAGGUCCAAAUGUAAUCAGAUCACCGGCUUUUGAAUUGUCGGGGACAACAUCCCUCACCCUCGAUGAUAUAAAUCGUGACCAACUUACUUUGCUCGGCAUCUCGUCACAUUCUCCACUAGAAGGAUAUCUGCGAAUGCGUAUAUCGCGUAAACUCUCGGUGUCAGUGGAGCAUCGUGGAUUUUUGACGCUCUUUGAAGAGAUUACAAAUUUGGGUGCUUGGCGUCGAAGAUGGUGUUGGCUUAAAGAUGCUAAGCUUUAUUAUUGGGUACAUCCUGAGGACGAACACAAAAAAAGUCCAGUAGGACAUCUCGAUUUGGAGGAUGUCAUUACAAAGCACGUACAAUUUAUAAAUCGAGAGAAAUAUGCUCGUCCUUACACAUUUCUACUCGAGAUAUCGAGACCUGUACAACCUGGAGAUACUAAUACUCUCAUUAUGAAGACAGAUGGAAAGGAAACCAUAAUUGAGCAUUUUUUAUUAGCUGAUACGAGAGAAAAAGGAUUGGAAUGGAUGUCUAAAUUGAAUAAAACUCUAAGUUUAAUUAGAGCUUGGGGAAGUUCAAUUUACAAAGCUUAAAUCAAGGUUAAACUUUAAUUUCGAGCAACGUAUUCAUGUACGUAUAGAUCGAUUUUUGA
Molecule: messenger RNA, 4350 nt
Organism: Atta colombica
Lineage: Eukaryota; Metazoa; Arthropoda; Insecta; Hymenoptera; Formicidae
Product: actin-binding protein anillin
Exons: 20
Coding region: 563-4291 (1242 amino acids)
Biological process (GO): actomyosin contractile ring assembly; mitotic cytokinesis; septin ring organization
Cellular component (GO): actomyosin contractile ring
Source: RefSeq, a predicted model, not a curated record